Phragmites australis (common reed) is the source of this 785-nucleotide messenger RNA. RefSeq names its product small polypeptide DEVIL 4-like. Gene Ontology annotation, biological process: negative regulation of cell population proliferation. The record is from RefSeq and is a predicted model, not a curated record. NCBI's taxonomy places the organism in Eukaryota, Viridiplantae, Streptophyta, Magnoliopsida, Poales, Poaceae. The transcript has a single exon. Bases 330 to 449 code for a protein of 39 amino acids.
CAGAGCAGGCCAGAGAGAUGCCGGUGUGCGGCCACAUGAUCAUGGCCAUGGGGGACAGGACGAGCAAAGCAAGGCUAUAAGGAUCCCAAGAAGCCACUGGUUUUCGAGGCUCAUGUUUCCUGCUGAAGCUGCACAAAGUCGUGGACCAUGAGUGUUGUACACUAGUGCUGCGGCAUGAUAUAGUCUGUGGCCUCUGAAACCCAUCUCAUCUUCGUCUAUAUAAGCCGGCCCUCUCCUGAGAUACCUUCAUUCAUUGCAACAACACAUAUACCAGUACCACAGAAAAAAUCUUCUUCUCUUGAAUAGAUAAUAAUUGCAACUACACAAGGAUGAAGCUUACUGGGAGCAGCAAGAGGACAGGAGGGCUGGGCAGGGCUCUCAGGGAGCACAAGGCGAGGCUCUACAUCAUCCAGCGAUGCGUCAUCAUGCUCCUCCGCUGGGAUGACUAGCUAGAUACCCAGCUGGUCGCAUGUCAUCGAUAUCUCAGAUGGUGGUCUUUUUAUCAUCUUUUUUGGUUCUUGAUAAACCAGUUUUUCCCCAUCAUGGAUCGUGGUGGGUGCCGUCCAUUUUUUUCUUGAUAGAUCUGCAGAUCUAUCAUUAUGUGUAAACUAUAGAUAUUGAAGUAGACCGUACGAUUUUAUAUAGUAGAGGUGAUUAGUAAACUGGGAGGAUGUCGUAAGGACAAGUUUUGCUAAAAAGAUGAGAUGUGAUGAAAAGGGGUAAUCCCCUGAAUUUCAGAUGCUGAUUUUUCGUGGAUUUUGAAACUUUGCUUAUUUAAAAUUUCA